AUGGUUGAGCCACUAUUUCAAGCUGGAAGAGCCUUGUUCAACCCCCGAAUCUGCAAACCACGUAAUCGAGAACUAGCAUUGUUGGGACUCACUUCUAUUCGAAAGGUCCCGCUUAUUGUUCAUUGUCAUCGUUCUGUUUGUCAGAGCAUUGGCAUCACCACUGAACAGUAUGAGGACGGUCUGGCUGGCAGGUUUCCGCAAGGGCUAAGCGAGGAGGAGAUCAUGGCCUACAAACUAGGACGGGUCUUCACCAAGAUCGAGUCACGAUUAGAUGAUGCGAUCUGGAAAGAGGCAACAGAGAAGAUGACAAAGUCCGAGGCGGCGGGAAUUGCUCACGUGGUUGGAGGAUACCUCUGGAUGACGUUGUUGGCGAACAUCAAUGGAUAG
Messenger RNA from Pestalotiopsis fici W106-1, 387 nucleotides. RefSeq lists its product as uncharacterized. Lineage: Eukaryota; Fungi; Ascomycota; Sordariomycetes; Amphisphaeriales; Sporocadaceae. Bases 1 to 387 code for a protein of 128 amino acids. The record is from RefSeq and is a predicted model, not a curated record. The transcript has a single exon.